Messenger RNA from Fopius arisanus, 1190 nucleotides. RefSeq names its product regucalcin. The transcript has 5 exons. The coding region runs from base 176 to 1153 and encodes 325 amino acids. Gene Ontology annotation, molecular function: enzyme regulator activity; calcium ion binding; gluconolactonase activity. Gene Ontology annotation, biological process: L-ascorbic acid biosynthetic process. NCBI's taxonomy places the organism in Eukaryota, Metazoa, Arthropoda, Insecta, Hymenoptera, Braconidae. The record is from RefSeq and is a predicted model, not a curated record.
GACUGGUUAGUGAAUGUAGAAGUAGCGAAUUGCGGUGUUUUGUGGACCUGUAAAACUCAUUUUUACAAGGUUUUCCCCAUUGUUAAGAUAUAAAAGUAAACGAUUUCCUUCGGGGACUGCUCAGUUUUCCUACGUCGGGUGGAAGGUGUGGAUUUUCGUAAAUAAUAAAUUAAUAAUGAAUACCUUAGUGUUCGUGAUCUCUGUGACAAUCCUCGGUAUUCACGGACAGGCCUCCAAUAUCAGUAUCGAACAAGUGGCAGGGCCUUAUGAUCUCGGUGAAGGGCCUCACUGGGACGAGGACAACAGUCUUCUGUAUUUCGUGGAUAUUCACGCCAAGAAGUUCUUCGCUUUCGAUCCUUCCACGAAGAAUGUCACUGAAACAUAUAUAAAGAAUGGACCAGUGGGAGUAGCUGUCCCCAUAGCCGAUCAGAAGAACACAUUCAUAGCUGGAGCUGGUAAAGACCUAGUGGAAGUCCAAUGGGACCCUUCGACGAGCAAUCCAGAUCCAGAAGUGAAGGUGUUGUCCACGGUGGACGCCGAUCGUGCCAAUAACAGAUUCAACGACGGCAAGGUCGAUCCAGCUGGACGCUUCUGGGCUGGAACCAUGUCCGAAAAGGAUGAUCAGGUCGCUGACAAUCAGGGGGCUCUUUACAGAUUUCAAGAGGAUGGAACACCCGUCAAAGUUCUCGAUGGCGUAACCAUCAGCAACGGUCUUUGCUGGAGCCACGAUAACGAGAUCUUCUAUUACAUCGAUUCACCGACCCACGAAGUUGUUGCGUAUAAUUACGACGUGGACUCUGGAGAUAUCUCGAAUAAGCGGGUGAUCUUCAAUUUCAAGGAGAAUGAUGUACCCGGUGUACCAGACGGCAUGACCAUUGAUAAGGAUGGACAUCUAUGGGUCGCUGUUUGGGACGGAGCAAGGAUCCUGGAGAUUGACCCGGAGACGCAGAAGCUGCUGAGGACGGUGACGAUGCCAGCGGCAAGAAUCACGAGUGCAGCGUUCGGUGGACCUGAAUACGACGUUCUGUACGUGACAUCAGCAAAGCACGGGCUCUCCACUGCUGAUCUGGAGAAACAGCCUGCAGCUGGAUAUGUCUUCGCAAUUCACGGUCUUGGGACAUCAGGUGUAAAGCCCCUCAAUGCUAAAAUGUAAAACUGGAGGAAGAAUAAAUGAUUUAUUGAGUGUGUUA